AUGGGUGCCGGGAAAACGACCGUUGUUUCGACUCUUUUAGGGCAACUUGUGCAAAAGGAUUACUCAAUGACCUUUGAACCAAAAGUCUUCUCGAAGCGGGUUCGAGUCGGGAAAGAGGACUACUCGACGAUUAUUAUUGUAGAUACGCCCGGGAUUGAGACGAUGAGUUAUUUAAAUGUUCCCCUUUUCUCAAACGAUGUGACAUUUUGCUAUGUUUUUGAUGCGAAUCGCCCGGGCGCUCUACGAGAAAUCGAAGAGGAUUUUAUCCAAAAAACGCACAAAAUACGAGGAGAUAAUGUCGGUUUUUUGAUUGGAACUCAUCAUGACACUUUGAGUUCCUCGUCCGGUGUCUCGCCAAUCGAGGGAGCCACGUUUGCCGAGGACAACAAUUUAUACUAUAUUCAAUUUAAAAAAGGAAUUUCUCCCACCGAACUUGAGCAACAACUCUUGCAAUCGCAAUCUCGAAGACUUGAUGAUGAGGAUGAAGAA
Mesorhabditis belari is the source of this 489-nucleotide messenger RNA. Lineage: Eukaryota; Metazoa; Nematoda; Chromadorea; Rhabditida; Rhabditidae. The record is from the annotation of a GenBank genome assembly.